AUGGGCCACAGGUCGUCUCAGGUCCAGCGGAAUAGGCCUUUCAAGGGCUCGAGCAAAACCAAGAAGGCGGGUGUGAAGGCUCAGAAUAACAAGGGUCCGAAGGUGGUUGUUGGGAAAGAUGCGCGCAAGGACAGGAGCAAGGCGUUACGAGACCAGAAGACUGCGCACAUAAAGGAGUUGAUGCAGAAGGAGAUUAACAGCGGCAAAGCACCACGGCUGGUGUGUUUCCUUCCUGUGAGUCCGUCUGCUUCGAGCGUGGCCUUGGCCAAGGCGGUGGUGGCGUAUGUCUGUCGAGAUUUGGCGCAGACAACUUGGAGCAAAGAAGACGCGGAGAAGUUGUUUGAGAGUACGGUGGCCAAGGUCGAGGCUGGGCAGCCGGUUACAGUGUUUCUGCCUGCGUGGGCGGGGAAGAUAAAGUGGAUUGACAUUGUUGCCAUCCAGCAUCCCACGGAGCCGUGUUCGCAAGCCGACUUGACAAGCGCAGUUAUUGAUGCGCUGGAUAUAUGCAAGGUCGCCGACAUUGUGGUUCCUGUAUUCGCAGACGCAACGGUGGACGACGCGGGUUUCGGCAAGUUCGGCAAUGAAGUUACGUCUCUGUUACAUAAGCAGGGACUACCGGCUGUUUGCGGUGUCAUGAUCCCUUGGACGGAGCAGGGCAGCUUCGACAUCGUAAACCGAUCCGUGCAAUCGGCCUUCAGUAAGGAGACCCGCUGUUUCGACCUUUCUGAGUCGAUCCAGAGCGCAAUGGGUGUCGAUAAACUCAAGAAACGAAGCAGUCAGAUGAACAACUUUAUUCGGCAUAUGUGCAGUAUCGGACUGCCUCGGCUAAGUUGGAGAGAAGAUCAGCGUGGCUACGGCAUAGUGCCCGCUGGCAGCUGGGCGAAGGUAGAUGACGGCAAGCUGCAGAUUCAGAUGUACGCUCGCGGCCUAGGUUUUUCGACUCGCUUUCCCGUCCAUAUAACUGGCGUAGGAGACUUUCCCGUGCUGGAGGUGGGAGUGGUUCCGCUCCGUGGAAACACGUUGACCCCGGGAGAAUACGAGACAGUGGAGAUGCUAGCCGACUUUGAUUCGUUCGAGCGAGGCUGGCAGUCUCUGGCCGUCCCCGGUGGAAAUGUUGCCCCUAAUGGGGGUGUUUUGACUAAGGCUGCCCCCAGUUCAAAUGACUCCGCUGCCCCCGCCAUCUCAGGUGCGUUCGGAGUCGCAGAGUUGGGGAUGACUGAAGCCGAGGAGUCCAUGGCUGCGAUUGAGGAGGAGGUGACGACGGAAGCGGAGGGGACAAUGACUGAUACGGCGUCCGAAUCCUAUUCGGACGCGCUUUCCGAUGACGACUGGGCGGCAGGUGAGGAGACGGAGGACGAGACGGUCCAUGGUAAGUUCCAAACACGUGACUGGGUCGAAAUGGAGUUUCCGGAUGAGAAGGACACGCCGAAUGAUGUAAGUGCCCGUCAGCGUUUCCGGAAGUAUCGAGGGUUAAAGAGUUUCAAGAACUCACCUUGGGACAUGGUGGAGAAGUACGACAUACCAGAAUGGUAUUCUCAGGUGUAUUCCAUUAAGCCGUACAAGCAGAUCCUGAAGGCCGCAGCGGAUGCUUACCGGAAGGCGCUGGAGACAGCGAGCUCCACUGCCGAACAGAGGGGUAAGGGGGGUAAGUUUCGUUAUAUGUGUCUGACUCUGCGGGUGCCUGACGAGUUCGCUACGGCCCUGGACCGGAGGCUGGCUACGAGUAAGCCAUUGGUAGUGUCGACCAUCAGCUUGCUGGAGAGAAAAGUAAGUGUGCAACACUACUCAUGUAACCGUUUCGGCGACUGCGAAGACGUUCCGGUCCCGACCAAAAGUGAGCUCGUUAUCCAGUGUGGUUUCCGAAGACACUCGGUCAAGGCCAUUUUCAGCAAACAGGGACAUGGCGGUUAUACCGUGCCCGCUGAAACAGGUAACCCCUCCGGCCACAAGCUGAGUGCCACGCGGUACCUGUCCGAGACGACCAAGGUUCCCGGCAUCCUGUCCGCCGUGGGCCCUUGCCAGGCUUUCCCCGGACCCGCACUCAUCUGGUUCCUAAACAUGCCCGACAAAUUUCAACAGGAAGUGGAUAAAAUUAUACAAAAUGAUACUAGACAAAGACCCACUCCUGGACUGGCCUUAGGAUACGGCAAUUAUAUCAGUGCAGAUACCAACCGACUCAUUGUCAAGCGAAUCCUGCUAACCGGUUACCCGCAGAAGAUCAGUGGCAAGAAGGCAACCAUUAGUCGAAUGUUCCUCACUCGGAAUGACGUAGAUUAUUUCGCGCCAAUCACACUGUUCACCAAACGGGGCAGGCAAGGCAAGAUUAAAGAAGCACUGGGCACACACGGCGAUAUGAAGUGCGUUUUCAGCGCACCCGUGGAACAUGGUGAAACUGUUUGUCUACCACUCUACAAGAGGCAGCUCCCGCCUUUCUACUUACCUCAGUUUGUCUAG
Gregarina niphandrodes is the source of this 2454-nucleotide messenger RNA. Its product is annotated as putative AARP2CN (NUC121) domain protein. Gene Ontology annotation, biological process: ribosome biogenesis; endonucleolytic cleavage of tricistronic rRNA transcript (SSU-rRNA, 5.8S rRNA, LSU-rRNA); maturation of SSU-rRNA from tricistronic rRNA transcript (SSU-rRNA, 5.8S rRNA, LSU-rRNA). Gene Ontology annotation, molecular function: GTP binding; U3 snoRNA binding; GTPase activity. Lineage: Eukaryota; Apicomplexa; Conoidasida; Eugregarinorida; Gregarinidae. Bases 1 to 2454 code for a protein of 817 amino acids. The record is from RefSeq and is a predicted model, not a curated record. The transcript has a single exon. Gene Ontology annotation, cellular component: nucleus; preribosome, small subunit precursor.